UUGAAAGUUCGCACCUACUUCGACAAUGCGCCUCCGGGCGACGACGAUGAUGAAAAUGAAUGGACUUCGCGUCCCGAAAUCCCAUCAGCAAAAGAGCUCCUCGGAUCCCACGCCAACGGCCAUCAUGGCCAUCAUAGCCAUCACGGCUCCGGCUCAAACUCAUCAGCCACCUCAUCCCUACCCAAACGCAUCACACCAAACAAUGUUCCCAUCGGUCCGUUCGCCAACAAAUACGACUACCUUGGAGUGCAAUACAAUCUUCUUCGUGAAGACACAAUCCGUCAGAUCUGUGAGUAUAUCGCAGCAGUACGAGACAAGCCAUCGGCUCUCGAAGCCGCAUUCGACGGCAAAAUCGGCAUCUACGAAAAGGUUCACAUCUGCGCAUUCACCUUCGCACCUCGAGGUAUUGCUACCCGUGUCACCUUCAGCUUAGCCCGCACCGGCAAGAGAAUCUUGUGGGAACAAUCGAAGCGCCUUAUCAGCGGCAGCUUGGUUGUCCUCACUCCAGCGGACGACAUGUUUCAGAAGAAACUUAUCCCUGCCAUCGUGGCCGCUCGACCUCUGAGUGGACUACUGCUCAAUCCUCCGGAGAUCGAUCUAUUCUUCGCGCCGCAAGAGAUGGAACUUGAUCCUUCAGUGGAAUAUGUUAUGAUUGAGGACAAUGGAGGAUUGUACGAAGGCACUCGUCACACUCUCACUGCACUUCAGCACAUGAUGCAUGAGCCAUUCCCACUGUCCGAGCAUCUCAUCUCGGCGAAGAAGGAGGUCGGCAUUGCACACGAUGUCGCCAAGGCACCUCGUACCGACAUGACUUCUGUCUUUGUCCAUUCAGAGGAUCAAGACUUCGAAAACUUCGACAUCACCAAGCCAUGGCCCCUCGACCAGAUCACCAGCGAGCUGGAUCCAUCUCAGCUCAAUGCGUUGAAGCGCAUCCUCAUCAAACGCCUUGCCAUUGUUCAAGGUCCACCCGGCACUGGCAAAACCCAUGUGUCGGUCCAAGCUGUCAAGAUCUGGCUGGCCAACCGGAAGCCUGGCGAUCCACCGAUCGUCUUGGCUUGUCAAACCAACCAUGCGAUCGAUCAGCUUCUUCGUCACAUUUCCGAGUUCGAACCGGAAUUUGUUCGUCUCGGUGGUCGGAGCAAGGACCCGGACAUCAAGAAGAGAACAUUGUUCAACGUCCGUCAGAGCAUUUCACAAAAUGCACCAGCUGGCUGCAUGUUCGGCGCUGCCAAGAAGAAGUUGAAGGACCUCGAGAAAGAGAUCGGGAUACUUCUGGCUCCGUUACAGCCUGGCAAAAUGCCUCUGGACCAUCGCAUGAUGGAGGAACUCAAGCUUCUCACCAAAUCUCAAGCCGACUCGCUGGAAGCUGGUGCGCGUUCAUGGGUGAUGGACAGCAAGACCACCCCAGCUGGGCAACACUCGCCAUGGAAGGUGUGGCUGGACGAUAAGCUGACUGCUGUACCACACAAACAAAAGGAGGAAGACCUGUUCGGCUUCGAUUACGAGGCUGUCGAUCUAGAGUUCGAGCAGCUGAAAGAGAUGGAGGCCGAGGCCGUUACAAAGGAUGAGGACGAGAUCGAGGCCCUCAACGGCAUCACUCUAUACAUCGCCGACAACUUCACCUGCCGCAAGACUACAGGCAUGGACGCCACGGCGAAGGACAGUCUCAAGCAGAAAGACAUGUGGAAGAUCCCAGAAGCUAAGCGUGGUGCCGUCUACCGCUACUUGCAGCGUGAGCUCAAGAAGCUUCUCCGCGACGCUUUCCGCAUCAAAGCUGAGAGCUACCAAGCUGAGGCGAAGAAGCGGCAGAUUGGUGGUUGGGAGAAGGACGAAAUGAUUCUCAAGGAACAGAGCAUCAUCGGCAUGACCACUACCGGCUUCAGCAAAUACCGCCCAAUCAUCGCUGCACUCGGCGUCAAGAUCAUUCUCAUCGAAGAGGCUGCUGAGACUCUGGAGGCGCCCGUCACCGUCGCUUGCAUUCCAUCAUUGCAGCAGCUGGUGCUCGUCGGUGAUCACAAGCAAUUGCGUCCGCACACCCAUGUGAAGGACCACGAAGAUGCACCUCACUUCCUCAACAUCUCACUCUUCGAGCGCAUGGCCAACAACGGAGUUGAGUUCAGCACUCUCGUCAAGCAGCGUCGCAUGAUCCCCGAGGUCCGUCGUCUGCUGUGUCCCAUCUACGGCAGCGUCAUCAAGGAUCAUCCAUCUGUUGCCGAUAAGGACAACCGUCCAGAUGUGCAAGGUAUGGGCGGUGUCAACUCAUUCUUCUUCACCCACGGCUGGGUCGAGCAGCGUGACGAUCAGAUGUCGUGCAUCAACCCAGCUGAAGCCGACAUGAUUGUCAAGUUUGUGGAGUACCUCGUGUACCAAGGCAUCGACACCAUGAGUAUCACCGUGCUCUGCUUUUACAAUGGUCAACGCAAGAAGAUCCUUUCAAGCCUCCGCAGCAACGUCGCUCUCAAUGGCCGCCACUUCAAGGUCGUCACCGUGGACUCUUACCAAGGUGAAGAGAACGAAAUUUUGCUCCUCAGCCUCGCCCGCUCAAACCAAAACGGUCAGAUGGGAUUCCUCAACGUGGAGAACCGUAUUUGUGUCGCCCUCUCUCGUGCCCAGCGUGGCUUCUACAUCUUCGGCAAUGGCAAGCUGCUCUUCCAGGCGGAAGCCAAGUACACCGAGAAGCAAAAGACAUGGUCGGACGUGAUCUACAUCAUGUCUGGCAAGACCGGCAAGCCCAAGGAGAUCCCCACCAUCGAGCCCAACCGUCUUGGUAUAGAGCUGCCACUCCGCUGUCGCAACCACGGCACUGUCAUCCGCGUCAGUGAGCCGGAACACUUCGACAACCUCGUCGGCGGCUGUCGUAUCGCUUGUGGAGGCACUCUGCCGUGUGGUCACCAUUGCACGCUCACCUGCCAC
Messenger RNA from Zymoseptoria tritici IPO323, 2913 nucleotides. Its product is annotated as DNA2/NAM7 helicase. Gene Ontology annotation, cellular component: nuclear RNA-directed RNA polymerase complex. NCBI's taxonomy places the organism in Eukaryota, Fungi, Ascomycota, Dothideomycetes, Mycosphaerellales, Mycosphaerellaceae. The record is from RefSeq and is a predicted model, not a curated record. The annotation marks the transcript as partial. Gene Ontology annotation, biological process: regulatory ncRNA-mediated heterochromatin formation. Gene Ontology annotation, molecular function: helicase activity. The transcript has a single exon.